AUUCAUCAAAUUAGUGUUUAUUUUAUGGUCGGGCCUGGCUAGUCAAAAUGGAUUUUCCACAGUGUCCACCGUCCUUGAAGGGCAUACAGCACUUUCUUAAACUUGCUCAGGAGCAUGAUACUCGAGAUCCUGUAAUUGCCUACUGGGCUAGGCUAUACGCAUUACAAAUCGGACUGAAAGCAUCUACGCAAAGUGCCGAAGAGACCAAACUUUUGCUGAGUCUAAUGGAUUGGUUGGAGCUAAUGAAAAAGCAGCAUUCUGCCAAUGAGGCUAUUACUAAUGACAUAGCGGCACAGGCACACAUUGAAAACUAUGCGCUAAAAUUGUUUCUAUAUGCUGAUAAACAGGACCGCGAGGAAAACUUUGGAAAAAACGUUGUCAAGGCUUUCUAUUCAAGCGGUGUUUUGUACGACAUGUUGCAGACGUUCGGUGAGCUGAGCGAUGAGGCCUUGCAGAACCGAAAAUACGCGAAAUGGAAGGCCGCAUACAUACACAAUUGCUUAAAAAACGGCGAAACGCCUAUUCCGGGUCCCUUGCCAGACGAUGAUGAUGAGGCCGUAGUAACUGGUGCUCACGAGGAGGGAGACACAAGCCAUGAAGCUGAUACACCGCCAGCCAAUCUCGAGAACGACCAACCGCCAUCAUCUCCUCCAGUAACAACUCCUCACAUCACACCACCCACGGCCGAAGAAGUUCUCAACAAUCCAAGCAAGUUACCCAGUCCUCCGGUGGAAGAGGAAAAACCAGGAGGGUUUGAGCCUUAUGUGCCCACCGGUCAACCCAAUCCGGCAGCAACUACCGUUUACCAGCCCAUAGUGCCCGUCGCAGGUCUACAAAUCACGGCCGAUCAAAUGAUUAAGGCCCAGAAGUACUGCAAAUACGCAGGCAGCGCGCUUAACUAUGACGAUGUGAAAACUGCUGUAGAUAAUCUGCAAAAGGCAUUGAAAUUACUGACCACGGGCCAGGACUAGAAUGGACGAAGGUGGAGCACCCGCAUUAAAUCACAGAUGGCUGUCAGCUUGCAAUCUAAAAUAUAAAUUAAAUCUCAACUAAUGCUACCCAAUUAAAAUGAAGUUGCUAAUUACAAAUGUAAAAUAAGAAGCGGUUUAAUAAUUCAUUUAAAAGAUGA
Molecule: messenger RNA, 1129 nt
Organism: Scaptodrosophila lebanonensis
Lineage: Eukaryota; Metazoa; Arthropoda; Insecta; Diptera; Drosophilidae
Gene: Vta1
Product: vacuolar protein sorting-associated protein VTA1 homolog
Exons: 3
Coding region: 48-971 (307 amino acids)
Biological process (GO): late endosome to vacuole transport via multivesicular body sorting pathway
Cellular component (GO): multivesicular body
Source: RefSeq, a predicted model, not a curated record